Messenger RNA from Priceomyces carsonii, 237 nucleotides. RefSeq lists its product as uncharacterized. The transcript has a single exon. The record is from RefSeq and is a predicted model, not a curated record. NCBI's taxonomy places the organism in Eukaryota, Fungi, Ascomycota, Pichiomycetes, Serinales, Debaryomycetaceae. Bases 1 to 237 code for a protein of 78 amino acids.
AUGGACGAAGGCAAAGAGAUCCAAUCUAUUGUUUCACAACGCUCUCUCGAGGGCCAAGACGCUAAAAAGCUGACCCAAGCUCGUGAGAAAAUUGGAAGAAAAAAGAGAUGGGCAUGGCAGACUCCCGACGAUGGGUCACCCCCAGAGAUAUAUAACUGGACUUUGUAUAUGUCAGUGUUUGUUUUUGGUAUUUUGGGAUCUGCUAGAGGUUAUGAUGAGGGAAACAGUAAGUAUUGA